GUUUCGUACAGAGCACACCUCUAUAAAUGCUUCACAGUCGUCAUCAUGGCUGCCUCCGGAUCCGCAGCAGUUCGCGAUGCUCCAAGUCAAAAGGGAUUAGGAUAUUUGAAGAAUCAAAUUAUAGAUGAGAACCUGGAAUUGGAAAUUGCCGAACUUGAAAAGCUUUACGAGAAAAAGUUGUGGCAUCAGCUGACAUUGAAACUGCAGAGUGUUACCCAGAAUCCUUUCUUCCAGUCUGAGCAAAGGCUGGUGGAUCUUUACAAGAACUUCACAUAUGACUUUGAGACGAAGAUAAACCCAUUGGCAUUGGUUCAAAUGCUGAGUUUUGUUGCAAAGCAAAUUCCCAGCUCAGAAGAAGCCAUUCAAUUCCUGGAGAAGAAUGAGGCAAAGGUCAAGGCACAUUCAGAGGCAGUCCUUCUCUUGAAAGUCCUUCGUGGACAAAUUCUUCUCCAUAAAAAUGGAGACCUAGUUGCCACAAAGACACUGUUGGAAGAUUCAGAGAAGGCCUUGAAUGACCUGGAAGGGGUGACAGAUGUCCAUGGUCGCUUCUACAAGCUAUACAGUGACUUCUAUCGUAUCAAGGCGAACCAUGCUGAGUAUUACAGAUCUGCAUUGCGCUACCUUGGAUGCAUAAACUUGGAUACAUUGGGUGAUGAGGAGAAGGUUCAACAGGCUUGCUACCUUGGCCUGGCUGCCCUACUUGGAGAGGGAGUCUAUAACUUUGGAGAAUUGCUGGCUCAUCCAAUUCUUGAGGCAUUGAGGAAGACAUCAAAUAAAUGGAUUGUGGAUCUUCUAUUUGUGUUCAACUCUGGCAGUUUGAAGCAGUUUGAGGAAUUGCGCUCAAGUUGGUCUCAGCAGCCUGAUUUGGUUGCCAAUGAGCUUUUCCUUCGCCAGAAGAUCUGUCUCCUUGCCCUAAUGGAGAUGACUUUUCGAAGGCCUGCGAACAACCGACAGCUGCUGUUCCAAGAGAUAUGUCAAGAGACUUCUCUUCCCCUUGAAGAAGUGGAACUUCUGGUUAUGAAGGCUCUCUCCCUGAACUUGGUUAAAGGAUACAUUGAUCAGGUUGAGCAAAAGGUCUACAUGACUUGGGUCCAGCCUCGUGUCCUAGAUAAGAAACAGGUUUCCGUGAUGAUCAAUCGCCUGGACACUUGGUGUCGGGAUAUACAGGCAAUGGAGAUGCUGGUGGAGAAGAAGGCCCAUGACAUCCUCACAUUUUGAUUUCAAUAUCCGCAAAUUCUAAUAAUAAAGUUUCCCUCUCCUUUGAUGGGAAGACUCUCUGAUUGGUUGGAAGAGUGAGAGUUUCAAUGAAUUUAUAGAGCAGCUGAAUCAGAAGAAAAAGCAGGAA
Darwinula stevensoni is the source of this 1345-nucleotide messenger RNA. The record is from the annotation of a GenBank genome assembly. NCBI's taxonomy places the organism in Eukaryota, Metazoa, Arthropoda, Ostracoda, Podocopida, Darwinulidae.